AUGAGAAUAAAUAUCUUAAAAGGUCAUCCAAACUCUUUAACAAGUAAUAUUACAAUACCAGAGCUAGAAAAUUGUUAUGAAUAUAAUGAAGAAAUUUUGUUAAAUUCAUCCAAAGCAUUUAUUAUGCUCGUGUAUAAUGAAGGAACAGCAUCAGCUGAAAUUCAGGAUGUAGAUAUGUCAGAGGUAGUGGAAGAUGAAGGUGAAGAAACCUCUAAUCUAAUAGGGGCA
Messenger RNA from Scutellospora calospora, 228 nucleotides. The record is from the annotation of a GenBank genome assembly. NCBI's taxonomy places the organism in Eukaryota, Fungi, Glomeromycota, Glomeromycetes, Diversisporales, Gigasporaceae.